AUGCCCGACAAUUUGGCUACAGCGAAAGCUGGUGCCAUGAAGUUGGACUGUAUAAUCGACUCGAAAAACUUAUCGUACAACUCCUACAGUCGAAUAUCCACCAUUACUUGCUCCAACAAGUACUUGGUGUGUGGAACAUUUGAGGGUAAUUAUAUCCUUUCUGAUAUCAGCGUGCAUCGUGAACCUCGAGUACUAGGAGAGUACUCACUCACAAAGAGCUCUAAUGGAAUCAUAAACAAUAUUUUAAUACUGGACGACCAACAAGUGGAAUUUGCACUAAAUGACAGUUCCUUAAUAUUUGUCGAUGUUACUACAAAUUCGACAAGAAAAACCACCUCACCAUUCCCGAUCAACUGUAUGGCCGAAAACCCUUCUAAUAGAAACGAAAUUCUUGUUACUGGCGAUUGUGUUGAUUCGUUCAUCAUAGACAAGCGUGCCAGUGGAUUCCAAUCAAAUUCAGUAGCACUCAAAGGGCAUCAGGACUUUGGGUUUGGCUGCGACUGGUCACCUAGAGAUGAGAACAUGAUCAUAACUGGCAAUCAAGAUUGCUGUGUCAAAGUUUGGGAUAGAAGAAAUCCCCACCAGAGUCUUUGUACCUGGGAGAGUGCAUUAGGAUCCAUGUCUUCCCAUAGCGGACCUGUAAGAAAUGUCAAGUUUAGUCAUGGCGGAGAGUACAUUUCGUGGGCGGAAAGCUUGGACCACGUUGGUAUGGUUUCAGUUACUGAUCUUAUGGACUCUCCUGAGAGAAUGCAACCGCGAGUACAGAGCAUAGACUUCAUUGGAAAGUGCACAGGACUUGCAUUUGCACCAUCAGAUGACGAUGGCGAGUACUUGAAUAUCGGAGUAAGCGACUGUCCCCUCGGAGGUAUCAUGUCGUACAAGCUCGAGAGUAAAACCAAGCUGUUAGAUUUUGAUUUUCUGUUCUAA
This is a messenger RNA of Meyerozyma guilliermondii ATCC 6260, 927 nucleotides long. RefSeq names its product WD40 repeat domain-containing protein. The transcript has a single exon. NCBI's taxonomy places the organism in Eukaryota, Fungi, Ascomycota, Pichiomycetes, Serinales, Debaryomycetaceae. The coding region runs from base 1 to 927 and encodes 308 amino acids. Gene Ontology annotation, molecular function: protein binding. The record is from RefSeq and is a predicted model, not a curated record.